Acanthoscelides obtectus is the source of this 655-nucleotide messenger RNA. The record is from the annotation of a GenBank genome assembly. NCBI's taxonomy places the organism in Eukaryota, Metazoa, Arthropoda, Insecta, Coleoptera, Chrysomelidae.
AUGACAUAUUCCAGACUACUACCAUGCGAGCGGAACCCCGGAUUUGCUGUUAAAAAUAAAUAUGGCGGUCACAGCUACCUAGACAUAGCUCCCUGGCAUGCACCGGCUUCCUCUCGGACUGAGAAACGUAGGUAUAUGGGGACAAGACUGAUUUAAGUGCAGAGUGGUAUAGGUGCAGUCACCGUUCUUGGCGGUUACGUCAUCAACGUCAGCACAUCUGCUACUCUCUCCAGCAGUAGGCAUGAAGUGGGUAACAGGGGACCGCUGUUUUCAUUCUCUUCCUGGAAAUACUCUAAUAAAUUUAGCACGAGCUGUCGGCCUUCUCCAUUGGUCUUCAUCAGUUGUUACUAUGAUUAAUCCAAACCAGAUAAUACUGGUCGAAGUAGAUAAUGGCAAAAAAAGAAAAUGAUUGCAUACUCAUAUUGGUGAGAAACUGGUCAGCAGUCGAUAUAGUAACGCAAAAUUUGACUAAUGAUGAAUGCAUAUAGGAAUAUGGUGGAGCUGUUAUGAAUUUCAUUUUUAAAAGAAUCGCUAUCAUAUUAGCAUUUUCAUUGGUAGAAAAGUUAAAAAUGCAUGUUUUUCAAUAAAAUGUAUCUAUAUGUUUUUGUAAACAACUGAUAAGAAUUCCUAUCGAUAUUUUUGGAAUGCAAGCGCA